Molecule: messenger RNA, 1644 nt
Organism: Chara braunii
Lineage: Eukaryota; Viridiplantae; Streptophyta; Charophyceae; Charales; Characeae
Source: the annotation of a GenBank genome assembly
GGGAUUCAACUCGGGCCUCAUGGCCGUUCAACGGGUUCAACGGAGUUGAAUAAAUCCCGUUGCGAGUUGAAUGGACACACAGAGUGGGGGGCGUGGGGGCAGCGAGACCGCGGGUGACGAGGGACGGGGUGCCGCUGUGUGUGGCAGAGGAGAGGGUGGACCCGAUGGAGAUGGGGACACCGUGGGUGUCGGGGGAAACGAUGGACCGGACGGAGAUGAUGACGACGACCACGGUCCCGAGGACGAUGCGUAUAGGCUCGCCUUGGUGUUGAGGGACCCCACAGUACGUCCCUUGCGCCCUGUCGACACAGCGCACGCUUUUUUCGACGUCGACGCUUUGGCGCAAGCGUUGACGGAUGACCCUUUCGCACACAUGAGCCGCAAGAGCGGCAAGAGGCGGGCCCCUGGGAGGGUAUAUUCACCGCCGCCGUUCGUGGUGGAGAGCCCUCACUGGUUGGGUUCGUCGCUCAGCGGCGUGAGAGGGAGGGAGUCCGGAGCGGGUGAGGUGGGGUCCGGCAGACGCAGCGACGUCGGCAGAGACAGUGCAGGAUCGAUGCCUCCACCGCCCGCACAGACUCCGGAGGCCGGGGUCGACGCCGGGGACCAGACGGCGACACCCGGAGUUGCGCACAGUGGCGGUUCCCCGCCGACAGUCCGAGGUGGUGUGGGUGGCGGAUGGUCAGUUGUUCGUCGGGUCGGGGAUCGGUUGCGGGCGGAUUACAACGCCGGGAGGGGCGUCUUCACGGGACGCACGCCAGUUCAGAAGCAGGCUGCGGAGGGUGGGUCCGGACGGGUCGCCGCUGGCCAGGUAACAUUGGACGCGAUUCAGAGGGAGAGAGAGACGGGGAUUGCUGCACGGGCGGCGGAGGACGAGGACGCAGACACAGAGUCCGAGCUGAUCGAGACUGUGGCUCGCAGACACAGGGCAGCGGUGGCCGUGGCAGCCGCUGCAGCACAGGCGGCAUACCUCAGCGGAGCACGGGGCACAGGUGCCGGAGGGAGAGGAGGGCGACGGGGAGGACCGCAUGGCCACCCGUCCUCCGGGAGAGGUCGUGCGUGCUCUGAAGGGAGAUGACGACGUCCGUGGUUUGUUUUUUUUUCGUUAGUUUUUUUUGUUUUUUUCAUGGUUGUAUAGCCUGGACGCUCUGUCGGCAGGGUUGUUGCAUAUUUAUGUCGAUGUUAUUCCAUGGAGACGACGACAGUAUGUGGACAUUAGUUUUUUUUUUUUUUUUUUUUGCUACUCGGUUGUACAGUAGAGAGAACGGGUCCAGUUUUUGGCUUCAGCCUUGUGCAUACACAUUUCCAUUGCAAUGCUUUGUCAGUAGGGUCCAAUUUUUUUUUUGCUACUCGGUUGUACAGUAGAGACGACGGGUCGAGUUUUUUGCUUCAGCCUUGCACAUACGCAUUUCCAUUGAAAUGCUUUGUCAUAUAUUUGCUCUUCUUCGUGUUCCUCUACCAACAUUGGUCUUGCAUCUGAGUCGUCGUUGUUUGGUGAGUGGUUUCUGGUUUGUUGUCGUGAUUGUUGCAAAUUAUGUGUUUCUCUCAUGCCACGCACCUCCAUGUCAUGGAUGCCUCAAUUAUGAAUGUGCUGUUAAUUUCGGAUGCCAAAUAGGGAUGAUGUGCUAAUGAAUGUGUUCUUACACA